AUGUCUCAUUAUCCACGCUACUUCAGCCUGCCCACCUUGAUAUGCUAUGUCCCAACCACUCCCAUGCCAUCUCGUUAUUACCCAGUUCCCGUCAAAGAUCGAACCAUCGAACCAAGACAAGCUGUCUAUUCAACAGACGGUACCUGUGGUCCUGCCAAUGGUAACACUAUUUGCGAUCCAAACAGUACAGUUUAUAAAGGAUCAUGCUGCUCGUCAUACGGCUGGUGUGGAAAUGAUGAUGCUCACUGUGGAGCUGGUUGUUUAUCUGGAUGCACCAGCGGAAAUACAACACCGGCUGGUACCUCUCCUCGACCUGAUGGUCGAUGCGGCUCUGCUUUUGGUGGUGCUACUUGUGAUGCAAAAGGAGCAUAUGGUGGUUGUUGUUCUUCAUACGGCUAUUGUGGUUCUACCCCUGAUCACUGUUUGGUCUCGAGUGGCUGCCAGAAUGGAUGCACAGACGCAAAGUCUACAACCGUUGCACAGUCUACAACCACUGCAGCUGGCGGUAACGCAGCACCCUCGUCUACUUCCCAAGAACCAGUGAUUGCUCCGGUUACUUCUACACUCUCCCCUGCUGCAGCAAGUAACGCACCCGUAACUAAGGAUGGAUCAUGUGGUACUGCAAAUGGCGGUACUGUUUGCGGUAAUUGGCCAAACGGAAAUUGUUGUUCCAUGUACGGAUUUUGCGGUAACACCAAUGCUCAUUGCGGUGCCGGAUGUCAAUCAGGAAAUUGUUUGAAUGGACCAGUGAUUCCAGCCCCAGGUGCAAGUCCCGCCCCAGCUGCCCCGGUAGGAGGUGCAUUCAACAUCGUUGGCCAAUCUGGAGUUCCAGCUAUGCACGCAGCAUUAAUGCAAAACGGUCGGGUUAUGUUCCUCGACAAGUUGGAGAACUACACCCAAUUGAGAUUGCCAAACGGAAAUUACGCCAUGUCUUCAGAGUAUGAUCCAGCAACUAAUGGUGUUGCGGCGCCUCUAGCUUACAAGACAAACGCAUUCUGCUCCGGAGGUACUUUCCUUGCAGAUGGUCGUGUUGUUUCUCUUGGAGGUAAUGCACCUUUGUCAUGGCUUGAUCCAACCAUUGGUGAUGGUUUCACCGCUAUUCGAUACCUUGAGCGAUCUUCUACGGACGCUAGUCUGACAGGCAAAGACUGGAGUGAGCCAGGAAACAAGCUCGCAAGUGCUCGUUGGUAUGCUACGGCUCAAACUAUGGCUGAUGGAACCAUCUUCGUCGCUUCCGGAAGUUUAAACGGCCUCGAUCCAACUGUCAACACGAACAACAAUCCUACCUACGAGAUCCUCAGUCCUACCGCAGUUUCACAAGGCAAGAACAUUGAUUUGGAAAUUUUGGUGAAGAAUCAACCUUACUACAUGUACCCUUUUGUCCAUCUCCUCAAUGAUGGAAAUUUGUUCAUCUUUGUCUCAAAGUCUUCUCAAAUCUUCAAUGUGGGUACCAAUAGCAUUGUCAAGGAACUACCCGAACUCGCAGGAGACUACCGCACAUAUCCCAACACUGGUGGAAGUGUUUUGCUCCCACUGUCAAGCGCGAACAACUGGAACCCUGAUAUCGUCAUCUGCGGUGGUGGUGCAUAUCAAGAUAUCACGAGCCCUACGGAACCAAGUUGUGGAAGGAUCCAGCCAUUGAGUGCAAACCCCACAUGGGAGUUGGAUUCUAUGCCUGAAGGUCGUGGUAUGGUUGAAGGAAACUUACUUCCAGACGGAACUGUCAUCUGGCUUAACGGAGGUAAUUUGGGUGCUCAAGGUUUUGGACUUGCAAAGGCCCCAACUUUGGAAGCUCUUCUCUACGAUCCCACAAAGGCCAAGGGUCAACGAUUCUCAACUCUUGCCACUUCAACCAUCCCACGUCUCUACCAUUCCGUCUCCCUUCUCCUCCUUGAUGGUACACUCAUGGUCGCUGGUUCAAACCCUGUUGAGAUGCCAAAGCUCAAGCCUGAUGCGGCCGACGAAUUCGUCACAGAGUUCAGAGUGGAGAACUAUGUUCCUCCAUAUCUCUCAGGUGACAAUGCCAACAAGCGUCCAACCAAUGUGAAAUUGUCUUCAGGCAGCUUCAAAGCAGACGGCAGCACACUCGACGUUACCUUCAAUUGCCCAGCUGGCGCAAAAGCAGUGACUGUGACUUUGUAUCACGGUGGAUUCGUCACUCAUUCAGUACACAUGGGUCAUCGCAUGCUGCAUUUGGAUAACACAGGCUUCGUCGCUGGUGCAACACAGCAAAAGUUGACUGUUACCCGACCACCAAACAACAAUGUGGCACCACCUGGACCAUAUGUUGUUUACAUUCUUGUAGAUGGCAUCCCCGCAAUCGGACAAUUUGUUACGGUUUGA
Molecule: messenger RNA, 2343 nt
Organism: Sclerotinia sclerotiorum 1980 UF-70
Lineage: Eukaryota; Fungi; Ascomycota; Leotiomycetes; Helotiales; Sclerotiniaceae
Exons: 7
Coding region: 1-2343 (780 amino acids)
Molecular function (GO): chitin binding
Source: RefSeq, a predicted model, not a curated record